GGCUGGUUUUCAUGGGUUUACUGAUUUACCUAUUUGUUGAUAUUCAUGGAGGGCCCUUCUCUUCCGCCGCUGUAAAUGUAUUCGAUUUACCAGAAGUUAACGUGGCAGUUACUGACAAGGAGUACAUUAGAGUCACCUGGAAGAGAGAGGGCCCAUGGAACAACACAAGAAAAUUCUACGUUGACUUCAAAGCUGAUGGAGAAAGACCCACUGGAAACCCUUGUACAGGCCAGCUCAUCCCCUGUAAUACAGACGUUUGUACUUUGAAUAGCAAACAGCGAUGUCCACCUUUUGGUCUCUGUCGGGAUGUGACCGUUGUCGUGAGAAGUGAGGGCUAUGAUUCCGAAGGAAUAUCCGUUCGGACAGAUGGUUACACGCCUACCUUUGUUAACGUAGAAUCAAACAAUGGAACGCUGAAUGUUUCCUGGAUAGGCCCAGAAAAUGGGGAUGGAGAUUGCUAUGGUGGAUCUGUGCUCACCAUAUUUACGCCAUGGACAGAAUACAGCGCCAGUUUCAGCGGAAACCACAGCCACUAUCGGCACACUCAGAACCUUACAGCCUGCGAUGUAGGGAAAGUGGCGGCGUCCCUGAGGUCUUUCGAUCUGAUGGGGAACAGCGCCAGGGUGACUAAUAGCACGAAAUACUUGGGGGAAAACGCGUCUCCAGUUAUUAGCGACCUGAAGUCCACACCAGGACGUAGAGGAGUCUUUGUAAAAUGGGACCUUCUUGGGAAGUGCUCAAGGGUGACGUCCUUUCAGCUGGCUUGGAUGCCUCCAGACGCCGGUGGGGAAAUAAUAGUUUCAGACACAUUUGCCAAUAUAACGGGCUUGUCUCCCUGCCAGGAGUAUCUAAUCAGGGUGCAGCCGCUGGAGGGGCGAGAUGAAGUGGGAGGACAAAAGAGUGAAGCACUGUUCACAGAAUCUGAAGUCCCACAAGCAUCAACAAAUGUGACAGUGCUACCAGUGGAUAACAUGUCAGACCGUCUCACUGUCACUUGGAUACAGCCUCCCUCACCCGGCCCCCUGUGCCCCAUCACCAGCAACAUCAUCAGCUGGUCAAGAGCCGACACAGGUGGCUCAGCUGGCGAGGUCGAAAUCACUGACAGUUGGACGUAUACCAUCACCGGGCUGGACCCUUGUGCUCAAUACAAUGUCACUGUCAGAGCUGUUAACGAGGAGGGGCAUGGAGACCACAGUGGAGACAGUGGUAUCACGGGAAUAAUAGUCCCACAAGCAUCAACAAAUGUGACAGUGCUACCAGUGGAUGACAUGCCAGACCGUCUCACAGUCACUUGGAUACAGCCUCCCUCACCCGGCCCCUUGUGCCCCAUCACCAGCAACAUCAUCAGCUGGUCAAGAGCCGACACAGGUGGCUCAGCCGGCGAGGUCGAAAUCACUGACAGUUGGAAGCAUACCAUCACCGGGCUGGACCCUUGUGCCCAAUACAAUGUCACUGUCAGAGCUGUUAAUGAGAAGGGGUAUGGAAACCAAAGCGGAGAUACUGGUGUCACGGGAAACAUUGCACCACAAGCUCCGUCCAGCAUAACAGUACUGAUGGUGGAAAACGAGCCAAACCAUCUGGGUGUGACGUGGACCCAGCCUGCACCUCCUGGGCCCCUGUGUCCCAUUAUUAACAACAGUGUUCGUUGGUUUCAAAGUGAGACAGGGGAAACAGUUGGCCAAGUUGAAAUUAUUGCGAGCACCGCAUAUUUCAUAACUGACCUCAAGGCCUAUACAAAUUAUACGAUAUACGUAGCUUCUAAAACAGAGGGAGGCUUUAGUCCAGAAAGGAGUGGAUAUAACACCACUGAUCAAGACAUUCCCGGUCCUCCAAUAAUAUGUCCACUGGAUGUCGUAAGUCCUUCAUCCCUGCUGGUUACAUGGGAACGACCACCUCAGCCGAAUGGUAUCAUCACGGGAUACAAGAUUGAAUGGAGAUAUGGAAAUCAAAAUUAUUCUGCAUAUAUGAAUAACAACGAAACCUAUUACACAAUAACAAGUUUAACAGCUUGUGUCUUCCACGAAAUAACUGUUAUGGCCAAGACAAUUAAAGGUUUUGGAGAAAGAAGUUCCAAAAAUACAACAAUGGGAGUAGCCCCAGGAGCCCCAGAACAAGUUGAUGCUGUCAUGGUGGCCAACAUAUCAGACCAACUUUGGGUAACAUGGAGCCAACCUAAUCCAUAUGGAAAGUGUACCAUUAUUAACAACAAGGUCACGUGGGUAUGGCAGAACAUGGGGGAAAAUAAGCAAAACGAUACGACCAUACCAAAAUCCUCCAAUUAUACUAUCACCGGUCUGAAACCUUACACCAUGUACACUGUAUGCGUAGCAGCUCAGACAGAGGGAGGAUUCGGUCCACAUGGAGAAUGUGACAAUGUUUACACCGAAGAAGACACCCCUGGUCCUCCUGAGGUGAUCGACGUAGUGCAAUCGCCCAACGACAUCUAUCUGGUGUGGGAAUCCCCUGAUGAGCCGAAUGGUAUAAUACUGCUCUAUAACUUGAGUUGGAUAAAUGUGGCCGAGAGCACUGAUAAGGGUUCAGUUAUAUUACCUGCAAACCAAACAAGCUAUAGGAUCAGGGGCCUGCAGAGUGAAUCUGUGUACUCUGUAUUAAUACUGGCAAAGACUUCUGCCGGUUGGGGCACCGUAUCGGAAGGAAAGGUUUCAACUGAGGAGAAGAUAACGUGGCCUUACUUGUUAGCAGGCGUCAUCGUGGUUGAGACUCUACUGUUUAUCUUUGCAGCAUUUGUUAUGCGAAGACUGAGAGGGAACACAAGACAUGGUGUAUCUCAAACUAAGGCAGAUUCUUUCCAAAAUGAGGCAUUUAUACCAGACGAAGGUUCUUCUGAUAACCAUAAAGUGAUUCAAGUAGAGGACAGUGAGGAAAAUGACCAUGAUGUGGACCAUGAAGAAAUCACAACAAGCGAAUCUAGUUCAGAAGACACAGGCAGCAAUAGUGUUUAUAGGGAAUCCGGAGAUAUCUUUCAAGUUGACGAUAGUAAUUCUGAGGACAAACACGAUACACAAGUUGACAAGGAACAAGAAGAAGUCACAGCUGUCAGCAUGUCCAGUUUGGAAGGGAAUAUCCUAAGAACAAAUGAUGUUUCUAAGGAAUCUGGAGAUGGCACUCAUCCUAUUGCACCGAAGACUGACACUGGAGAUGGUGAAGUAAAAUCAGCUCAUAGCAAUUGCAGGCCUUUACCUAGGGCGCAAAAAGAAAAUGAUUUGUCACAUCCAUCGCCACACGAUGGUACCGAGAUGACUGAGGGUAAAGAAAUACUGGAAACAAAGAACAUGGAGAACAUACACAGAGCAGCAAGAGACGGACUUGCUGACGAGAUACUUAAAUUAUCAGAAAAUGGUGGAGAUCUGUCUGCUUUCACCAGUGCUGACAAUAACACCCCACUUCACUAUGCAGCCUAUGAAGGACAUACCGAAGUUGUAGAAUUACUGCUGUUUAAAAGAUGUGACCCGAAUCUCUCUAAUGCUACCGGUGACACGCCACUUCAUCUUGCUGCAUUGACUGGAAAGAUUGAUGUUGUGAAAAUAUUGUCUGACUGGGAAGGUAUUGAUGUAAACAAUCCAAGUGCAACAAAUGAAACACUUCUUGUAUAUGCAAGACACGGAGGGGAAAAACCCAUGUUAGAUGUUCUUAGGAACCCAGAAACUAUAUCACCUGAGGGCAAUACACCCCUCCACUGUGCAUCACUGGCAGGCCAUACAGAAGUUGUUAGGUUGCUCCUAACGAAGAAUGCAGAUGCUAAAAGUGAAACGCCUACCCACCACACUCCUUUGCAUUAUGCUGCUCUCAGAGGUGAUGCCAUUCUCGUCAAACUGUUGGUCUAUUAUGGAGCCGAUCCUAAUGCUAAAGACGAACGAAAUAACACACCUCUUCAUUAUGCCGCUCUUUGCGGACACACUCCGGUAGUCGAGCUGCUGGUGGAUGGAAGAGCAGACACAAACAUUCUGACAGACAUGGGACUCUCAGUCCUUCACAAGGCUUCCUCCUGUGGAAGGCUGUCCACUGUGCAGAAACUUGUUGAACUACAAGAUACUCUUGUUACCAAACGUGACAAGGAAAAUUUGAGUGCAGAGGACACAGCUCUAAUCCGUGGUUAUGUCCACACAGCCUGGUGGCUCAACAAAAAUGCACCUCAAGAUUCUUUACAAGAUCAGAAACACUUAACAAGUAUUUGUCUGAGCCGGUACAAACAAAGUGGAGACUUCUACCACACUUACUGCAGAGAGAAGAACGCCAGCGCGGAAGCUCUAGCCACUGCCAUUGACUUCGGCGUCUGCGACAUGCACUACCAAGACGAGCAGGGCCGGACGCUGCUCCACGUGGCCGCGGAGCAGAACGACCCACUCAAAAUCCGGGUUCUGCUGGAACGCGGCGCUCUGCCCACCGCCCGCACCCACGACGGCAAGACGCCCUCGGACUUCGCCCGGGAGAAAGGCCACCUGGAGGCUGCAGAACACAUAGAGGACGAAAUAGACACAGUUAAGAAGGUGUGUAUAGAGGAACUAGCCUACCGUGAUUUGAUAAAUUUGAUAACAUCAGCAGCACAAUGUACCUUUGACCAAGAUGAUAAAGAACAGGAAGCCCGCCUGGCAGCCGUGAAGAAGGCCUCCUUACUACUGGCUUCUGGAGCUCCUUUAGAGCCUCCUGGAGGUCACUCUUGCUACCCGCUCCACCAUGCCAUCACAACCAACUGCACCCCCUUACUGUCGCUGCUACUGGCUGCUGGGGCGCCGUUGACGUCGUACAGUAACGGCUUAUGUCCAGUGGAGACAGCCUGGAUAACCCCAGAUGUCACAACCUGGGUCGGUGUCGUUGUAACAAGGGCUGUAGUGCACAAACUCCGGUUUGAGAAGAGUCUCCUAGAUCCAGAUUCCCGAUUGCUGCCUCAUAUAGACACUUUGAUGGAGUUGCUACAGGGAGAAAAGCCCUGGAAUGCAAAGGUCAGUGUCCUUGGAGACACUUCAACCACCCUAAGUCGUCUUCUAUUUCGAGCCUGUGCCUGUGGAGCAACCACACUUGCUUGGUGGAUCUGGCACAGCGGCGGCAGCACUGUGGCACAGAACAAGGAGGGGAAAACGCCCCUGCACGGCGCCCUUGAUAAUGGGCAACUCGACACGGCUGCCGCCCUCGCCCUCCACAUGGGAGCAAACCUCUUCCUGCCGGACAAAGAAGGGAGACUGCCCAUCGAUUCGUUAUCGGACGAUGCGAGAAGCCAGCUACUCAAGAUUUCUGUAGCACAGCAUUAUCGCCUUUUGGAUGAAGAACUGGAAAGAGCUCGAGAACCUAGCAAGAAGGAGGAAACAAAACAGUUAAUUUUACUCUUUCUUGCAUUAUACUCGUCAAAAUAUUCACCCAAAGCUACAUGUUCUACUCAGAGCUGGCUCGAGUUGUAUGAUGAAUUAUCCAAUAACGAUGUCAUCACAAGAACGGAUAUAGCAGUGUGUGAAGAUGAAGAUUCAGAAACUAUUUUUGGUAAUGACUUUUACUCUAACCUUCUGGAGUCGGUUGAUGAGGUCCAAUCAAAGCGUCCUGUGUCUAGUUUACAGCUAAGUAAUUCUGAAAAUGAUAUGCAAAUUAACACAUUUAAUAAAAUCCUAGAGAAAGCAAUAAUUAUUAGUUGUGAAAAGGAAUUUCCACUAUUUCUCCAUCUCUUGGUGCAUGUGGGAGGCCAGAAGGUCAAUCAAGAACUUGAAGUGUGUCGGGCAUCGCCCUUGCAUUACGCCGCUCUGAAGAACAACGCUUCUGCAGCCAGGUACCUCGUCAGUCACGGAGCUUCGAUUGAGGCGAAGGAUCGUUUCGGCAACACACCUGCACACUAUGCCUGCAUGUAUGGCCAUAGGGAUCUCGGAGACUUUUUAAGGACAGAUCAGGUAAACAGAUGUGGGUUGACAGCUAUGGAUCUAUUAGAUGGCUACAUGAACUACCUGAAGCUUUAUGAAUUAGACUUAAAAUCUCUAUCAAACAUAGACAUGCGGGAAACGAACACUGUUUCCAAGAAAAUAAAAACUCAUUUAAAAGAACUGGAGAGGAAAUGGCAGGUAUAUGGCAUAGGCAAAACAAUAAAUAGUAUCCAUGUCAACUAUUUACGAGGAGAAGCUAAAGGUAUAGAAACAGCUGUAUUCAACAUGGUAGACAGUGUAAAAAAUGCAGUUGCAAAGAAAAAUCCUUUGUUCAGCGGGGAACUCUUAAUGCUAGGAAGUUCGGCAGACAAUGUAAGACUUUUUUGCCCAGACGAAUAUGACUGUAACAUUGUAUUAAGUAAUCUAAAUGUCUAUCCAAAUAAAGACCUGCAAGUCUCAUUGGAUAAAAUGGAACAAAAUUAUAGUGGUUGUACGACAAAAAUAAUUGUGUCAUCAACAAACGCCGACAUCAGGGAUUUUCUGAAAGAAAAUUGUUUUUUAGACACAUUCUACAGCACUGUUAAGGAAUGCGUUUCUGACUAUGAACCCGAAGAUGAAAGAAUGGCUUUUAUUCCACCUGGGGUAAAAAGGACUCAAGUUGGAGUCGCACUCAGCCUUGUCUGGAUGGGUAAAGAGUAUCCUUUACUGCUGGUGGAUGUGGAUAUCGUACCCACCUUUGAGGCACCCUGGCCAGAAGAUCUUCCGAGGCCACCUCUUACGCCGCCUCACCUGAAGUCAGUGUACAUCAACAGCAUUGGCAACGGCGAGUGGAGGUUCUCCUUUGCGCAGGCGGAAAAUGAAAUCAUGAGGAAUCUGACUGAUGACCAGCGGCAAGUGUUCUUAGCCUGUAAAAUGGUUCUUAGUUCCCUCAAGGUGGAAAAAUGGGCACCGAAAGAUAUUCAGAACAGAUUUCAGUAUUUUGAUAAACUGUUCUUUAAAAUUCCUUCACCAAAAGGAUUUAUUCUGAAAAACACAUUUUUCUUGGAAUUACAAGAUUUCAAGGAUGACAGAUUUUACUGGAAGGACCGUUUGCAGAAAAGGAUAAGGUCUGUAUUCAAACGCAUGCACAAGGCAGGCACCAACGAACCUGUUAAAAUAGAAGCUUACUUUGCAGGCAGCACAGAAGCCUCUUGCAUUGGUAGUGGAAUUGCAGAGAUUGUAUCAUUUUUCAGUCCCAAGGCUGGCUUUCAUGGUGUAGAUCCAUACUAAGCUGAAUUUAACUGCUAAACAUGUUACUGGUUUGUGAUGAGUAAUUCCAACUUAGAAGGAUAAUUAUACAUUGAGGGGAACUUCCUUCAGUAGUGUAGUGUUGUUUUUUAUGAUUAUCCGAUUAAUAGUUUAAUCUUCCUACAUGCUACUUUUGUUAUGAUUCUAUCAUUUAGCUUUCAAUGUGGUUCUGUCAGUUAGCUUUAAUUAUGCUUCAGUAAUUUGACUUUCACUAUACUGCUAUCUUUUGUAUUUAUGCAUGAUCUGUGAAUUUAAACCGAAUAACAUAAUCAAUGUCCAAACUUGUAAGCCAAAUAAAACAAAACACUAGCA
Penaeus monodon (black tiger shrimp) is the source of this 7460-nucleotide messenger RNA. RefSeq lists its product as uncharacterized. The record is from RefSeq and is a predicted model, not a curated record. NCBI's taxonomy places the organism in Eukaryota, Metazoa, Arthropoda, Malacostraca, Decapoda, Penaeidae. Gene Ontology annotation, molecular function: protein binding.